AUGUAUGGAUCCCAAUCCAUUCGUACAGCUCAGGGAACCAACCAGUGCAUCGAUGUGGCCGGUGGUCUAGUUGUCAACGGCGCCCGGCUGGUUCAGGCCAGGUGCAACGCCAGCUCGCCCACACAGAAGUUCAUCACCCUUGAUGCGGGCGGCGGCGUAUUGCACAUCUAUAGCGAUGUCGACCGUACACGCUGCUGGAACGCGUGGCCACUGUACGACAGGGCCCCGCCUAGCGAUUACGGCUCAGGCUCCGGGACCCUGAUGUUCAACGGCGCAGUUCUGAUGUGGGAUUGCGAUUUCACGGACCCCGCCACGCAGUUCAAGCCGACGGCGCAGGGCUCAGGGUGGUCAUUGCAACCCCUGUUUUCGAGCAUCAACUGUGUGGGCCUCAACACGACCACCGUCGCGGGCAAGACCGAGACCCGGCUGGUGAUGCUUCCCUGCGGCAGCAACGUGGCGGCCCAGACUCUGCUGUUCACGCUGACGGCACGGCGGGCUGGGCGCUGCCGGCUCUACCUCCAUUGCAUUGAGUAGUAGGACACGCCAUGACCUGGGAGACGCCAAACUUACCUCGCGGAUGGCGGCUGGUUGCUGGCGAAUGUGCGAGUCAUGGUGUUGACCUGUUAUGUGCGUGGUGUUGUGUCUGUACGCAUGGUGGCUGUACAGCAGAUAUCAGGAAGCAAACACGCAUGCAUUCAGAGCGCCGUUUAUUGCUAACCGGCGGUACAAAUAAAUAUACAUAGGGUACAAUUGUGUAUGUUAAUGUUGCUAUGACAAGGGGACGGUUGAUGCCGCAGGAGUAGGUCUUCGCCGCGGAGGAGUCCGUGGCGGGGCCUUGGACGGGGCUCUGUCCUUCGAAAGGACGUACCGAAGGGGGCUCAUUGCUUUUUCGUACUCAUAACCGAGUCCUGCAUGCGAGCUCGAAAGCGAUGAGCGCACUGUCGAACAACCGUGUAGUAGUGCUGUAGUGUUGUGUGAUGGCCUAUCACGCAACCCAACUCGUCG
Volvox carteri f. nagariensis is the source of this 1005-nucleotide messenger RNA. RefSeq lists its product as uncharacterized. The transcript has 5 exons. The coding region runs from base 1 to 534 and encodes 177 amino acids. The record is from RefSeq and is a predicted model, not a curated record. NCBI's taxonomy places the organism in Eukaryota, Viridiplantae, Chlorophyta, Chlorophyceae, Chlamydomonadales, Volvocaceae.